Molecule: messenger RNA, 1413 nt
Organism: Aspergillus sclerotioniger CBS 115572
Lineage: Eukaryota; Fungi; Ascomycota; Eurotiomycetes; Eurotiales; Aspergillaceae
Product: N amino acid transport system protein
Exons: 2
Coding region: 1-1413 (470 amino acids)
Biological process (GO): amino acid transmembrane transport
Cellular component (GO): vacuolar membrane
Molecular function (GO): amino acid transmembrane transporter activity
Source: RefSeq, a predicted model, not a curated record
AUGGAGUCCUCCCCUGGUAAUUUAGAGGCCAAUCGGCCCGACAGUGGCAGCAAGAAGCCCCUCCCCGGAAAGCUGAACGCGUGGGUGGAUGGCAAGCUGCCCGAGGCCGUGGAUGAUGGAGACCAGCAGAUCAUCGAGGCUGGAGAAGCCAAGUACCACCGUCUCGGGUGGAAGGGGCUCACUAUCAUGCUGAUUGUGGAGGCCAUUGGCUUAGGAGCGCUAUCGAUUCCUUCCGCGUUCGCUGCCCUCGGCAUGGUGGCCGGUGUUAUCUGCUGCGUGGGCAUAGGCUUGAUUGCGAUAUACACCUCGUACGUGAUUGGACAGGUCAAGCUCGCCUUUCCGGCUGUCCGCGAUUAUGGCGAUGCGGGGGCCUUGCUGAUGGGGUCUUGGGGGCGUGAGCUCUUCACCUUCAUGUUGAUCCUGCAGCUGAUCUUCCUGACUGGCUCCAACUGCUUGACCGGUACUAUCGCCCUGCGUCAUAUCACUGAUAGCGGAAUUUGCUCCGUCGUCUGGAGUGUUGUUUCCGCGGUCAUUCUUCUCUUGCUGUCGAUCCCGUCCUCUUUUGCUGAUAUGGCCUGGCUCGGCUAUGUGGACUUUAUCUCCAUUGUGGCUGCCAUUGGUAUCACUAUUAUCGCUACUGGCGUCCGGAGCACUGAUGCCCCGGGCGGUCUCUCUGCAGUAGACUGGUCCGCUUUGCCUCAGGGUGAUCCCAGCUUCUCGGAUGGAUUCAUCGCUAUUAGCAAUAUCGUCUUUGCGUACACCUUUGCCAGCUGUCUCUUUUCGUUCAUGGACGAGAUGCACACGCCUAAGGAUUUCACCAAAUCGAUUUGGUCUCUCGGUAUCCUCCAGAUCGUGAUCUACACCAUCACGGGAGCCACGAUCUACGCCUUUGUCGGCCUCGAUGUCCAAUCGCCCGCACUGCUGUCGGCCGGAAACAUCGUGAGCAAGAUCGCUUUUGGCAUCGCCCUGCCAGUUAUCUUCAUCUCCGGGGCUAUUUGCACCAUUGUUGCCGGUCGAUUGAUCCACGGCCGGAUCUACGCCAACAGCGUGACUCGUUAUAUCAACACGCCCAAGGGGUGGAUCACCUGGUUGACUGUGAUCACGGUCCUAACGGUUAUCUCUUGGGUUAUUGCCGAGGCCAUUCCAUUCUUCGACGAUCUCCUUUCUAUCACGUCCGCAUUAUUCACCUCCGGGUUCUCCUUCUACCUUCCCCCAGUCCUGUGGUAUGUCCUCAUCCGCAAGGGGCCGUGGUAUUCCCGGGAGAACCUAUUAACCAGCCUGGUGAAUCUAUUCUGCUUCAUCUUUGGUCUGAUUGUCCUAGUGGGUGGACUUUAUUCCAGUAUUGAGGAUAUUAAAAACAACUACGCCGACGGCGACGUCCACAGUCCUUUCACCUGCGGUGAUGUUUCUUAA